CCUCUGCAAGCUGCUGCUCCUCAGUGAAGCGACUCUGUGGGAGUUGCCAGGUCAAGACGCCGAUUUGCUGCAGGGCCGUGUCAUUGACCUGUUCGCCGCGAUGGGGGAGGCGUUGGUCGCCUUCACCGGCGUAGUAGUAGGCCUUCAUGCUGCGUGUUUGAGAGUGUUGUAGCCGUGCUAGCCGCCCUGUGAUGUGUUUGUACAUGUAAAGUAGACAAAGCAGAGUGUCGUAAUUGACUUUACUGCUACUGAGUACUCCUGCUACUACUUCUAUUGCUAAGGCUGCUGCUCAUGGCCGUCCUCUAGAGUCAUAUAAUACUGAUGGCUACAUCUCCAGCUGCAGACUAUAUCCGCUACCAGCUCCUCCUCCCAACUCUACUCUUCUGUUCAGGUCUCGCAGUAGGCUCCAUCCUAGCAGUCCAACGAAAUGCUUCUAUCCCUGUCUAUGCAGCGCGUACAGGCAUCAACUUCACCCUGAUGGGCGGUACUUUUGUCCUUCUUCGUCAAGCAGGACUUGCAUCUCUACAACUCGCUACAGGUACCAACGAACCCACACGGACGGAAAGGGUGGGGAUGAGCGGUUUGAGUGGUGCUCUGACUGGCUUAUCCUUCAAUCUAUUCACACGUGGCACGCGAGGACUCACAGGAGCUAUCUUGCUGUAUGGAUCCAUGGCAGCCACAGGACAAUUAGGUCUUCAUGCAGCCUCUGAUGCAAGAGCAGCGUAUAUCGCUGGCCGUAAUGCACCCACCGCACCUGCACCGGCUGCCGUGAAGCAGAAGGAAGGGGACAAGUCCGUUUGGCAGAAACUGAAGGAAUCCAGUCCCAUGAGACGCAUGUCGGAUGAUGAGUAUGAAGCCUUGAUUGCAGGCAGGAUAGAGGAACUGGAUGGACAAUUGGGCUUGGUGGAGGAGGAGAUCCAGUUUGCAUUGGAGGAGAUCCGGAGAAGGCAAGAAAUGUGACUGCUGCCUUGUCCUGUAUAAGAAAAUCUUCAGCUGAUUCUGCGUCUUCUCCUCGGACUACUUGUCCUUGUAGUUGAGCUGCGGCUACAUGGCUGCUUAUAGCACUAGCUCAGCAUUGCCUCGGCGGAUCAGGUUGAAUUUGCUUAGAUGGCUGCUCAUAAGAGAACCUCCGAGUUCCUCAACCUGAUCAUCGCCUGUGCUGC
This is a messenger RNA of Protomyces lactucae-debilis, 1163 nucleotides long. RefSeq lists its product as uncharacterized. NCBI's taxonomy places the organism in Eukaryota, Fungi, Ascomycota, Taphrinomycetes, Taphrinales, Protomycetaceae. The record is from RefSeq and is a predicted model, not a curated record. The coding region runs from base 322 to 960 and encodes 212 amino acids. The transcript has 3 exons.